Messenger RNA from Triticum turgidum subsp. durum (durum wheat), 1665 nucleotides. NCBI's taxonomy places the organism in Eukaryota, Viridiplantae, Streptophyta, Magnoliopsida, Poales, Poaceae. The record is from the annotation of a GenBank genome assembly.
AUGGCGUCGGCGGCGCCCGCCGCCGCACCCGGGCGGCCCCACCCGACCUACACCAACAUGAUUACUUACGCGCUCGCCCAGCUGGGAGGCGCCUCCGCCCGCUCCGCCAUCGCCGGAUUCAUCGCCGCACGCUUCACCGGGCUCCCCGUCAGCCACGACGCGCUCCUCUCCGCCCACCUCCGCCGCCUCGUCGCCGAGGGCGUCCUCUGCACCUCCGGAUUCUCCUACUUGUUCUCUUCCCACCACCAGCCACCCGAGAGUAACAGUCCCGAUCUCGAUUCGGAUGAUCAAUCUGGUUCUGGGUUCCACUUCCACCUCCACAGUAGCAGUGACGACGACGACGACGAUGAUGAUGCCUACACUCCUCUGCUGCAUCUGCAUCUGCCUCUGCCUCUGCCUGUGCCUGUGCCUGUGCUGGGAGAGAAGCGGGGCCGGGGGCGACCGCGGAAUAGUUCCCCGGCGAAUGCUGCCGGCCGUCCUCGCAAGGCUGCUGCUGCAACGCCUGGAGAACCCUGUCCUGCUCCUGCAAAGGGAGAGCCAACAGAGCAUUCUGGUGCUGGUUUAGGGUCUGUGCUGCUGUCUGGGAAACCAAAGCGAGGCCGUGGGAGACCAAGGAAGCUACAGCGAGUUGGGCCGUCCCCCUCAACUGGUGGUGGUGGUGGUGGUGGUCGUAUCAAGAGAGGGCCUGGGAGGCCGACAAAGGAGGACCAACAAUCACAAGCAGCAGCAGCAAAGCAUCCUCCAACUCCAACUGCGUCAUCAACCAGUGGCAUCGCCAAGAUCAAGAGAGGGCCUGGGAGGCCAAGAAAGGAGGAGCAACAAUCACAGGCAGCAGCAGCAGCAGCACAGCAUCCUCCAACUCCAACUGCGUCGUCAACCGGUGGCAUCGCCAAGAUCAAGAGAGGGCCUGGGAGGCCAAGAAAGGAGGAGCAACAAUCACAAGCAGCAGCAGCACAGCAUCCUCCAACUCCAACUGCGUCGUCAACUGGUGGCAUCAUCAAGAUCAAGAGAGGGCGUGGGAGGCCGAGAAAGGAGGAGGAGCAACAAUCACAGGAAGCAACAAUGCCUCUUCCAACUCCACCGGCAUCAAGGGGGUUCAAGGUAGGAUGUGGGAGACCAAUGCUAGCUCCUACAUCUCAUCUGGAGACACACGGAGGGCCUCCCAGGAAUCGGAGGCCAAUAAUAAUAGAGAAGCUGCCACCAGCAGCAAGGUGGUCUGUUGAUGCUAUGCCGUCAGAAAUCAAGAGGCCAAGAAUCUACAGACCAUCAGCAGAAACUGGAGAUGCAACACCUGCUCCUGAAACUGUAGAUGCUGCGUCGUCCGGAAUCAAGAUAGAGGGCGUGCAGCCGCAAGUGGACAAGCCAACGGCACCAAUGCCUGCUGAAGCUGGGGAUGCUCGGUCUGCAGGGAUCAAGAGAGGGCGUGGGAGGCCAAGAAAAGACAAGCCAGCAGCAGCAGCAGCAGCAAUGUUGGCUCAAACUGAAGCUGUAGAUGCUGUGUCAACUGGGAUGAAGGGGGCGCUUGAGAAUCCAAUAUCAGGUUAUGUCGUGUCAACUGGAACCAAGGGAGCACUUGAGAAGCCAUCAUCGGCAGGUGAUAUUGUGUCGGUGGUGAUGAAGAGAGGGCGUGGGAGGCCAAGGAAAGAGCAACUGGCCUUUGAUUGA